This is a messenger RNA of Bemisia tabaci, 12122 nucleotides long. It is a transcript of the gene Pgant2, whose product is annotated as polypeptide N-acetylgalactosaminyltransferase 2. Gene Ontology annotation, cellular component: Golgi apparatus. NCBI's taxonomy places the organism in Eukaryota, Metazoa, Arthropoda, Insecta, Hemiptera, Aleyrodidae. Gene Ontology annotation, biological process: protein O-linked glycosylation. The record is from RefSeq and is a predicted model, not a curated record. Gene Ontology annotation, molecular function: polypeptide N-acetylgalactosaminyltransferase activity.
GUCAGCUGAUUAUUGUUUAGUUUGGAUUGGAACUUGCGACUGUCGGAAGCUUAUCGCCGCGCAAUCGCUAUCCGCAUGUUCCCCGUCAUGUUCGAGUCAACUUGUCGGGGCGGGUCGCGUUUUCGGGUCAAAAUAAUUAACUUCGUCAAGUGUUUAUUACCGAAAUGAAUGCGUUUUGUCUACUUAUUGUGUCGUUUUUCUGAUGUGAAUGUGCGAGUGCAUCUUUGUUUACUCAUUUGAAGCGACUCACGCCAGUAUUCCUCGGUCUAUCUGAGUGUUUAUGUUCUUACUCUGUUUCUUAAAAUGAGACGUAAUGUUAAAAUAUUACUGCUGUUUUCUGUCACAUGGAUGUUCGUCGUAGUCUACUACUUCCAGACUACCCGGGAUUUGAAGCCGGAGGAGAACCGGGCGCUGCGGCUGAAGGACAGCGUGAGUCUGGGGCUCCUGGGGAUGAUGGACUCCUCGGCGGCGGCCGGCGGGACGUUGGAGGAUGUGAACGAGGUCUCGGUGUCGACGUCGCCGCAGCUCCAGCCGCAGUCCAGCGUGGACUCCCGGCUGUCGUGGGCUUACUUCGACGAGCGGGGCUACAUCGCCGGCGGCGCCCUCAAGCCCGGCGAGGACCCCUACUCCAGGAACAAAUUCAACCAGAAAGCCAGCGACCAGCUCCCUAGCAAUAGGAACGUCCCUGAUACCAGGAACGAAAUGUGCCAAAAAAGAAAAUGGAGGCAGGACUUGCCAGCGACUAGUGUCAUAAUUACCUUUCAUAACGAAGCCCGCUCAACUCUUCUACGCACAGUUGUCAGUGUCCUGAAUCGCACUCCUGAACACUUGAUCAAAGAAAUUAUUCUAGUCGAUGAUUUUAGUGAUUCUCCAUCAGAUGGAGAAGAGCUAGCUAAAAUUCAGAAAAUUAAAGUUCUGCGGAACGAAAAAAGAGAAGGUUUGAUGCGGUCACGAGUUAGAGGUGCUGAUGCAGCUUCUGCCUCAGUUCUGACAUUCUUAGACAGUCACAUAGAGUGCAAUGUUAAUUGGCUUGAGCCACUUAUAGAACGAAUAGUUGAGGACAAAACACGAGUAGUUUGUCCAAUAAUUGAUGUGAUAAGUUUAGAUACAUUCCAAUAUAUUGGUGCAUCAGCUGAUCUCCGAGGAGGCUUCGACUGGAACCUAGUUUUUAAAUGGGAAUAUUUAUCCCAGACUGAGCGUGAAAACAGGAGGCGAGACCCCACUGCCCCUAUCAGAACUCCAAUGAUUGCUGGAGGCUUAUUUUCUAUUCACAAAGCCUACUUCGAAAAACUUGGCAAAUAUGACAUGGCAAUGGACGUCUGGGGUGGAGAAAACUUAGAAAUUUCAUUCCGUGUCUGGCAAUGUGGCGGAAGUCUAGAAAUAGUGCCAUGUUCCCGAGUGGGUCACGUUUUUCGCAAACGUCAUCCAUACAGUUUCCCUGGUGGUAGCGGCAACGUUUUUGCAAAGAACACACGGAGGGCAGCUGAAGUUUGGAUGGAUGAUUAUAAACAGUUUUAUUAUGCGUCUGUUCCGUUGGCAAGAUCUGUUGAUUUUGGAGAUAUUUCAGAUCGUCUGGCUUUGAAAGAAAGACUUCACUGUAAACCAUUCAAGUGGUAUUUGGAUUACGUCUAUCCGGAAUUGAAAGUUCCUGAUUUUUCAAGCAUCGCAUCUGGUGUGAUUCAGCAAGGAGUUUGGUGUCUCGAUACGAUUGGUCAUCUCACAGGUGGCACUGUUGGUGUUUACCCGUGCCACAACACUGGCGGCAACCAAGAUUGGGUCUUCACAAACACCGGACAGAUUAAACAUAAUGAUGUUUGUCUGGCUUUGACAACCCAAGAGCCUGGUAGUGUUUUAGUCAUGAAAACUUGUCAGCACUCUUCUGAUCAGAAGUGGAUUCAACUAUCGAAAACUGGUCUAAUCAAGCAUUCUAUUUUAAAUCUUUGCAUAGACUCAAAACAUUCGCAAAACCGAGGACUUAUUGUAGAUAAAUGUGACUCCAGCGCUACUUCACAACAGUGGGAGUACGUGAGCAAAUUAUGAAUGAAAUUUUUUACAUCACCAAAGGACAAUGGUUCUUAAAUUUCUAAUUCAUGAUUGUGAUUAUCUUUUACUAUACCUGUGAAUUUGUAUUUAGGGGUCUGUUAAUUCUGUAAGCAGCUGCUUCUCUUGUGAUAUUAGACUUAUGAGACUUCUGCUGAUAUUUCCAUCAGUCAGAAUAAAGUAAAAUAAAAGAAAGUAGCAAAAGCUUAGACUCAACAGUUUAUAUCGUGCAGAAUUUGUGCACGGCUCUCCUCGUUUCACAUGUGACAAUGUGAUACAAUUGCCAUUUUUGGUUAAAUUUAAGUUUCGCUCAAGAGCAGUUUGUGAUGGAUGGUUAUUAAAUGUCAUGAAUUUUAAAGGAUAGACUGCUCUUAUGCAUUUAUCUAACUCGUGUUCUAUUGCAUUAUUGUGACCAUUCUGGAAUUUUUAGUUGUUUAAAAUUGGUUUGUCAUUACAUGAAAGAAGGAACCAAGGCUGAAACUGAAGACACUCCUUCAAAACACCAUCGUCUAUCAUCUGUAUAAGCAAAUUUUCGUUCGUCAACUGUUGUAGAAAUCCGUAAACGGUUGUCCUGCGCGUUAACGAAGUUGGUAUUUUCAUCGACCUAUCAGAGCCCUGUGGCCUGUUUACAAUACUGUUGAUGGAUUUUGGCAACGUUUUAAGAAAAUUUUCGCGUCCCAAAUAGCGAUGAAUAAACAAACAAUAAUCAAAACAAACAUUGAAGGUUAGAAAAUUUUGAAUUGCUGAAAUGGACAGGAGCACGGACUUAAAAUUAAAAAAUGAGAUUGAGUGGGAAAACUGGAGCAUUGGUCAUUUAGCAACCAUACUUGAGAACUUACAAGAUGAAAUGCACCAUAUAUAAAAAAAAUACAAAGGAAAAUGAAGGAAAUUUAUAAAAUAAUGUAUAAGGAGCAAAAAACAGAAGACAUACGCUGAUGGCAAAUACGAAAUCAUAGCUUUGCAAGUAAUGCUUGUUGGAACUCACUUUCUUGCUGUAGAAAUCUAUUGGCAAACUCCAAUUUCUUUUCCUCAAUGUCUAAUUGUUUCUUUGAGUUGUCCUUCAUGAAUUCCAGGACGGAUCCAGCAGAGACUUUUUCCUUGACAGGUCGAACUGUUUUUUUUAAAUUGCACUGAACAGCGGUGCUUGAAGAACCUGGAUCAUCCACUCUUUCCUCUUCUUCCGUGGUCAAUGCAACAGCAUCAGGACCACCAUCGUGGGGUGGAGAGGCAGGGCUGCGGGAUUAUGCACUGUCAUCUUGUACUCUCUGUGCAGUUCCCUUGAUGAAUUUUGGAGGGAAAUCCUUGGCAUGUGUAUCAAUUAAAAAUUUUGGAUCAUUUAUUUGCCUGGGGCCUAACACUUCAUACAUUUUGUCAAAAUACUCUGGUUUGCAUUUAGCGCCUUCCCCUGUUUUCUUUUGUAUAAAAGUGCGAAAUGAUGAGGUUGAAUUUCGCCAUUUCUGAUCACAAUAUUCACCCCUGCUUCUGAAAGUGUAUCUGCAACUUUUUUCCAAACCUUUUUUUUGAACGUUUCCUUAUCAUUCAGUCGUUGCUUUAUGUUGUCUGAAAGAACUACUUCCAUGAGAGCAUCUUGGGGUUUUGUAAACUUCUCAUCACCAAUUAUGACAUCUGCAGUCACAGUCGUCGUCCAAAAAUCCUUUUUUUUCUUGGUUUCUGGUCCUUCCGUAUCACUAGCCGGUGAAACCUCUUUGAUGGAUUCGGUUCGUGUGUCGGUGGUUUGAUGUUGCCCAUUUGCCACAUUGUAUCCUGCAGAGACAAAGGAAAAAAUUAGAAACAUUCUUUUCUUCAAACACACAAUCUUAAGAGGUGAUUCAGCUUGGGAAUAAUAUAAAAUUAUAUUGGUUGAACACUAAGGUACCAAAGAGCAUUUGCCUAUGAAAGCUGAGUUGAUACUCCAAAUCGUAAUUGGAUGUUUCGGGCUGAAUGUUCAUGUGCAGAGAAAAUAUCGUAUCAACAGUUUCUUUGAAGAUAACACCAUAGUAUGCUACAUUCUGGAAACGCAUAACAAUUUUGAAGUCAACACCAAAUGAACUUAUGCGCUUUUCGUGUGCAACAGGACAUCAACUGCCUUGAGUUUACUCAGCAUUUAUUGAAGACUAGCAAGAUAGCAGAUCUUUUGUCUCACUCAGAAAGUGGGUAGACUUUUAUAGCAUGAACUGUAAAGUAGUUUUUCUUUCACUUUAGUAGACAACAAAUAUUUCAGAAUUCUUCCUCCCAAGUCCUCCUUUCAUCUCAUAAUUCUAAAACAUGUUGGUGAUCCUGUGAAGCAUUUGCUAGAUACUCAUUACAGAGACUUCUCCUUCCAAUUUUAAAGAAUGCGAGAUGUGAUUGCAAUACUUCCUGAAAUUUUAGUGACGGAUAAAAUGCAAUUACCAUCUACAGCAGUGAACAGUGUUUGGCCUCCUGUCUUCUUCCGAAGAACUCCAACUCUAUCCACUGGAACAGCAAUAAGGAACAAUGUUAAAAGACUUGAAUAAGCUGAAUUGCAAUGAAGAAAUUCACACACUUUUAAGGGAGAUUCACUUGUAAUGUAGCACUAAGACGAUUGGUUAAUUGACUAAUAAUGAGGGAAUUUUUGAGGGGCUUGGAAAACAAGGCGCAUAAGUGCAGUUUUUAUUAUUUAGAAAGAAACAAGUUUAAAGAUCUGGAUUCCACUCGGACCUACAGAGUGCUCCGAAUACCUUCAAAAUUUACAAGUGUUUGUCUCACACCUUCAUGAACGUCUUCAGAAGUUUUCAGCUUAGUUGAGCAAAAUUGAGGGCAGCAGCUGGGCUUACUUAAAGUGACGGUAGGUCGCACUUAUCCCACGUUCCCUCUAAACAAAAAAUGCACUUAUCCCAUUCACUGGUUUCUCCGCAUCAAAUGACUUCCAGACAAAAUCGCAUGAUAUUCUGAUGGACCCUGCCUUGAACUACGAAAAAACACGCACAACUCAAUUUUGAUCAAAGACAUGCUCCUGAAUACACGGUUUUAUUUUUUUUUCAUCCUUCCUUUUUCAACACAGAAAAACACGAAAUGGUUCAGAUUUCUGUUUCCCCUGCGCCCUCCAUCCCCGUUUUCAUCUACUGUGCUUUCAGUGAGGCCCAGUCGUCCUCUUGUAUCUCACCUGUUGAAUAUAAGCAUAAAUAGCUAUGGCACGCAGCUGAGGCGGCUGGGCUCUAAUCUGUAGUCUCGAAUUUCUUAAACUGCAUGCGCCUUGUCCUCAAAGGCCCUCAUUUAAUAAUAGAAUGAGAUAAGAAAUACGACUUACCUCCAGAAUGGUACCAUAGCGCCUCACCGUUAUGGAGCAGAGGUGAGCCUUUCUCAUCACAAAUUUGCGACAGUUGUUUUUCCAUCAUAAAAAUAAAUCCAAAUCCCAAAUCAAUAUUACUUCUCUCACUAACCUCACUCGUGGUUUUAACCGGAAUCGUUAACAGGUUCGACAACGAGGUCCCUGGCACGUUUACGAAACCGUAAUCUGUUGACAAAAAUUAAAUUACGCUUAAAUUACGAGGUAUUUGGCGGGAAAGGCAAGGCCACGCCCAUUUCAUCACAACGGAGCAACAACGGAGAACAAAAAUUUCUUUUGAUGACGUAUUUCGUCAACUGUUUACGAAUUUCGACAACAGUUGACGAACGAAAAUUUGCUUUUUAAAAGUGUCUGUGUUUGAAACUCAUGCAUCAAAUCAAGGAGAGAAUCAUGCAGGUAUUCUAAUGCUUAACCACUAUGCUCAUCUUUGACUGUAAGCAAAAAACAAAACUAUUAUUUCUGAGAAUUGUGGUCGCACAUUCAGAAAUUAUUUCCCUCAAAAUUUCUUUCCAAAAUUCUGAGUGAAAGCAAAUUAUUUGAGCUUGUGACUAUUGUGAGACCAACAAUCUACUUUUAAUUAAUUUUUAUUCUUAUGAAUGGCUUUUGAAAGAGAUUAUUCAGGCCUUGAUAGCUGAAAUAUGCAGACAAACAUGUCAAACAUGUUUUCUAUUGGAAAUUAAAAUGGGUAUUCAGCAAGUGACGUUCCAAGUGUAAUUGUUGAUAUCUUUGUGCUGAAAGCAUCAUUUGCUUCAACAUAUGGAAGAAGCUCAUAAGGUGAUUUAUAGUUUAGGCAGUUUUGCGGAGUGUCUUAAAAAGUAAAACUCUGUCGUCAUGUCAGCAUUGAACAAUCAAUACCACACUCAAAUCAUUCCAAGAAUUGCGUUCUAUUUUAUUUUUUGUCGAUGUAAUAGAACUCAAAUCUGCUGUGAUGAGCAGAAAUGGUGAAUUUGCUUCCUUACUGUCUACAGAUUUUAAUGUGAACAUCUUGGCACCUGAAAUCGAAGCAGCUUAAUAAUUUCAUCAAUAAAUUUUAUGAAAGUAAAAACUCCUUUUUGUCAAGAAGGUAAUAAUGAAAUGCACUGUUUAUCACAGUUUCAUAGAGCUCCUAUACCAUGGCUUAAAAAGAAUCAUUUUUAAUGUAAAAAUUUGUUUAAUUAAUUUUAUGUUUUUUCAUGUGUAAUUACUCACAGACGAAAUACACUAAAGUGCUUCUGUGUGAUUCAAAGUCGAUGAUAUAUGGUCAAAUAACAAGAAAAAAUUAAAUUCACUAAUCUAAUGCAGGAUGCUGCGUAGAGUGUAUUUUUGUAACAAGAGGCUGUACGUAAAAUAUGUAAAGCUUACAUGACCAUAGAAAAUAUUAUGCAUCGGCAUCAACGUUCCAUAGUAUGGUCCACAAUAAUGAUUAACCUACUUACUUACCGUUGGGGUAAUUUUAUUGUAUUCACUCUUCUUUACAAACUACUUUUUACAAUGCAAGAGUCCUUAGCUAUCUACUUCUUAAUUCAGUUGUACAGUUUUUUUUUUUCAUCUGUAAAUCUGUAUGUAUAUCUACUUAAUUUAUCCUUCCAACAAAUUUCUUUAAGCAUCAAAAAAUCUCGAAUAUUAUUUGGAUCAGGAGUGAUCUUUUAAAUACAAUUAAUUUUUCAUGUAAAUAUUCUUAAUUCUCAAGAGCUAACUGAUGGUAUCAAAAAAUUAUUUUUUGUACCCACCCUCUGGUUGAACGACAGCACAAAAGUUGUGUACAAGAUCUUGCAAUUCUUGCAUAUACAUUUGGCAUACAUUUUUCUUUGUGAAAAUUAAAUCUAAAGAAAGCCUAGAAUUGUGUAUUAGCCAUUUUCCCCCCUAAAAAAACCAGUGAAAGACAGGGAUUCCAUGAAGAUCAAGAAAAUUUAAUCAGAAACCAGGCAUAAAAUUGCCAAAUCUACGUAUAUAAAAGCUCGAAUAUUUAAGCUGGUGUCCUGCGCAGUUUGAAUGAGCAUCAUCUAUUUCUCUAGAUUAUUAUUGUUAAAAUAUUGUACAUAUGUAUUUAAUGUGUAAAUUUUUCUUUAGAAGAAGAAAUUGUGUAAAAAUUAUGAUUUUGAAGCGUAGGAGAUUCCAAAAUGAGACUUUAACUGGAGUGUCAUUGGUCAGCGACCGUUAUUAUGCAGACUUUAAAUCAGCCAUUAGGCACGCUUCAAGUUUACUUUAUAUGUUCCUGUCUCCCUCCUUGUUCUCACCAUUGAUAAACUUCUGUAAAUUAAUUGAAAUUCCUGCUUUUAUGACUGCUCCUGUCAUCUCCUUACGUUCCACUACCCAUAUUUUUAAGAUUUUUACUUUGCGACUUUUCUUGAAGAAACACAUAAGAUAUUUGUAAAUCGUGUCCUAGUGUUAUUGAGACCUGUCUAUAAAUGUAAGUACAUAUCAUGCAUUCUGUAAAAACUACUCACGGACAGAACUUGUACGGAUUAAUAGUUUAGUUAAUGGUAAUUGAUAGUAAUUUACCACAGUUGAAUCCUCUAACAGUUGACAAUGGAAUUUUCGUAUAAUUUUGAAAAUCCUCCUGAAUUGUAAUACCUAGUGUAAUAGUUUUCAACUUUCCUGCAUCUGUAUUCUUUAACAUCUUAGGUACAAUCUAGACCAACUAUUUCAAUCAUCUUUGAAAAUACUUUUCCCAGCUUCUUUACCCUUUAUCAAAACAUCAAUCCCUUGCUUCAUUGUCAACAUGUUUAAAGUGUUUUCUUUCAUCAUUGAAUGAAUUUUUUGUUAAAUAAAACGGUUUUGUUAGAGAAAUUUUUGUUUUUCAAAAACUAAAAAUUCAAAUACUACAAAUGAGACACUGUUUUUCAUCUUUGAGAAAAUGAAUUGAAUGAAAACAAGUGUCAGAUAGGUGACCCUACUUCAGUGGAAUAUUUGACAAAAAACGAUUCAGAAUGUUUGAAUGGAUUGCUACAUCUACAGCAAAGCUGUUCAUAAUUUUUAUUGCUGAGAAUAACCUUUGAAGCUUAUGUGAGGUUCUAUUGGAAGCUUCUUAUAAUUUUCUUGUUUGUAAAUGUUUAAAGGGUCUGAAAUUUUAACCGAUAGCUCUUUCAAGAACAGAGUUUUCCAGCAUACUCUCUCUUAAGUUUUUUCUCACCUUGUGAUUUGCUGCAUUUGUCAUUGUUAAGGUGGUUUUUCCGCUCUUUGGAGAACAAUACAAUAGUCAAUUGAUCAAUUGAUACUUUCUGGAUAUUAAGAGCUUUCUUGAAAAGUCCAAUCAUCACAUCACAGCGUAGUAUGUAAGGUAUUCGUAGAUAAAAUUCAAUCAGGAAAUAUUUUAAAAUAGCUUUGAAAGUAUGUCCCAACUUAAAAUUGCAAAUCAAAAGACAGAGUUUGCAAUAUUCAGUAGGACCGCACCAUUUGAGUUCUUUUAAAUUAUUUCCAGGGCAAAGUUGGUCAAAAAAAUACCCUACAUGAUAUGAUCCUCAGAAUUUCUCAAGAAAUAUCUUAAAAUUCAGAAAUGAUCAAUUGAUUUAUUGACCAUCAAAUCAUUCUCAGAAAUGCUGAUGAACUGCUUUAAAGCAAUGACAGUUGAAGUUUUUGUCUUUAUCAUUUCAUAUUAUGUUAGCUUGUUGAUUUUUAAAAACUGUCCUAAGUGCUUGAGUCCUAGAAGAGAAAAAGUCUAUGUCUUGAUAACGAUCAUAAUUCUCUUCUAGGUGUUUAGUCUUUGUAUGAGUUGUUAAGUUUUAUUCCAGUAGUUUUUUUUUACUAUAGUUGAAUCUCUGGACCUCCUUAAUUUAAUCUGAACUUCAGACACAGGAUGUUUUAAUCAUCUAUUAAAUAAAUUUUACAUGAAAUAGACUGAACGUAAAGGCAUUCGUCAAAAAGAGAGAAAACUGAUGGAAGAGUAGUAAUGUGUACUUACGUUUUGUUAUUGUAGAUCUUAUGGCAGGAAGUUCUUAUUUGACCUCCCCUUGUCAACUAAGUCUUAACUCAUCUGACAUGUUAGGGCAACAUUUUGUCAUCUUUGUCUCUGUGUGUGAUUUGUUAAUUCACAUAAUUCAGAUAGAUAGAUCAAACUCAUCGUGUUUUUACACACAAAGUUUUUUUUUUUUUUUUUUUUUUUUUUUUUUUUUUUUUAUAAUUAUUCUCAGCAAAGUGUAAAUGGGUCCAUAUACAUGACAAAAAAUUACACAUAGUAAAUUUUUUCCAAUUCAAAAACAAAAUAUCGCUGGAGUUUCUCUAACCACCUGAUGCAUUUUUAAAUUGGUAGAAAGUAAGAACAUUGAAUGAAAUACACUUAUUAUUUUUCUUAGUUUUGGGUUUCUACUUAGGACCUUUUGUCCAAAUUCUGUGAAGGAAUAUUUCCUCAAAAAUCCUACGUAUAUAAUUGUGCUAUGGAAUAAAGAAAUCAUUUUCUUUAGUUUUGUCAAAACGGUUUCUUCAUCCAGCGCAUCUCUUCCUAAUUCCAUGGGUAGGUGGGAAUUACUACGCAAAAUAUGUUACCAAUUUUGUAUUACAUUUUAGUUUCUUUGUUAUAUUUUUUGUGCUUUAUCAAUAAAAAUUCUUUGGUGAUGCAUAUUGGAUUUUAAUGGUGUAAGUUGACCAUUAGAGACAAUGCGUUAAUAUGGAUUUACCAUUUACCCCCAACAAACUUAAAAUUCUCUAAUUGCUCCAUGAAAAUGAACAGCUUCAUAUUCAUUUAUGAUUUUUCUCUCAUUAUAUAUGAAGAACUGUGGUUUCAAAUAGCUGGAUUACAAAUCAGUUUUAUUUUAAUACAUUACAUCAUCAUAGCGUUCCUCCUUUGGCAGUAAGUAGCAGGGUGUUGAGCUUUCAAAAUUUUAGUUGAUGUUUGCACAUGAGAAAAUUUGUGGAGUAAAAUAAUUUUCCUCCUUUGAGUGGAAUUAACGCUAAGUUACAACUGCAUACAUGAAAAGCACUUGACCAAACUGCAUAUUCUGGUGUUUGCAAGGUAUAAAUGGCUCUAAUUUCCUUGUAGGUAAAUCAAGUUUGGAAAAUAAUUCAAAUUUGGAAAUUGAUAGGAACUCUUAAGAACAGGAUUGAAAGUCAUCAGGUGUCAUUGAAGGAAAUUUCUUUUUUCAUAAGUUUGUAUCAUCAAUUAUACUAGUCCUGGAAAAUUCAACUCUAUUAUUUGUUGUUGUUUCAAGCCAAAGACUCCUAUUCUUCUUGAAGUUAGAUCUACUCUGCUGGAUUCAGUUAUCAUUUAGGCUAACAGGUAUACUGAAAAUACGUAAGUAGAAUUAAAUAGAUAAUACGUUCUCUCCAAAGGUCAAGCCUUGGUUUGAAAAUGCUUCGUUCUCCACUUCUAGCAAGGAUAGAGCCAAAAAUCCCUCAAACCCAGCAAUCAGCAUCAAAUCCAAGCCUUUAAUAUCUUCUUCAUAGAUCUUUCUCGACAUGCUUAAUUGUUAUUUCCUAAUGACAUCCUGCUCUUCUUGUUUCACUGUUCUAAAAGUAGCACCUCAUUUCUAUGCAAAAGAUGGUCAAGCUGUUCAGAGAUCCUUACUGUGAUCUAUCAUUUUAUGGUUGUUGUCUUCAUUAAUUAUUUUUUGUUGUUUAAAAUGUUUCUUUUUCUUCUCUCGUAUGAUUUAUUCUUUAUUAAGUCAUAAUUGUUAUCGUUAGCUUCAUCUUUUUGGGACGAAACCAAAGAGAAUUCAGCAAUGUUCAUAGUUCUAUUGUUGUUAUUUUGUGAGAAGUUUUAUACACGCUCUGUUUCACAAGCAACCAAGUUUUUCUUUGAAGGAGCCUACCUCUCAAUUGUAUGAGAUAUAUAUAAGAGUAACUACUUAUUAAUGGAACUUGUACAGAUUCAUUUGUGACAUUAGCAUUUCAAAGUAUGUAUUACACUGUAAAGCAUGGAUUCAUCCACUCAUUCAGAUUUGAAAUGAAUUUAGAAGUUUCUAAAAUAUGGAAAUGAUAGCCAUUUUGCCACAGGCAGCUUCUAGGUAUUGAAAUAACUGUUUUCAAACAUAUUUUUCAAAGUCGUUCAAAAAUUUUAUUUGUAAGAAUGUUCCUUCUCUCUUCUGAGCCUCUUAAAUUUUCCCUUCACAAUUUAUUUCUAUCCCUCAAUACCUCAAUGUAUCUACAUAUUUUAUUUCACCGUGCUCAUUUAAUCUUAUUCAAAUGAGGAAUCAAUUUUUUAUAACCAUUAUUUUCAUAAUAAUUUCACAAGUUUUAAGUUACUUCAAAGUAAUACAUAGUUCCUGAAAUCUUUGAAAAAUUUCUUCCUUGUUUGUUAAGCCGAUUUUCUUCUUUAGAAGAAAACCCACCAUUUUCCUAUCUAGCAAAGCUCAAAGCCCUUGUAGAACUACGGUACACUCAAGUGUUUUUUUUAUUAUUUUUUCGUACGUAAAUUUCUCAAAAGAACAUCAUUGUCAGUACUGACCAUUAAUUUUUCCCCUCAACAAAAUGAAAGAUGUGAACGUUAGUGUUCUGAAAAUGAUUACCUGCUAUUUGAGGUGAAAGUUCUCAAUUCGAUUUUAACUUUUAGUGAAUGAUCUUUCUUGAUUCCUUAUGAAUAGCCUCUCAAUCACUUUACCCAUGCAUCACAUGUGUUAAAAUGGACCAGUAGACAGAGUACAGAAUUUAGCACCACCAUACAUAUUUCCUCAUCAAAAUUUUCCAAAAUCGAUUCGUAAGCCAGAUAAUACCUAUUUUUGUCAACGUUAAUUUGAACACUUCCCGGUCACAAAAACACCAGAGUCAAAUCUAGGGUUUUAAACUAAAUUAGGUAUGUUUUAUGAUGGAAGAAUUUUCCUGUUUACUGACUUUCAACUCACAAGAUUAAAAGUACCUUGGAUCA